Messenger RNA from Bathycoccus prasinos, 2604 nucleotides. RefSeq lists its product as hypothetical. The record is from RefSeq and is a predicted model, not a curated record. The transcript has a single exon. Gene Ontology annotation, molecular function: protein binding. The coding region runs from base 1 to 2604 and encodes 867 amino acids. Lineage: Eukaryota; Viridiplantae; Chlorophyta; Mamiellophyceae; Mamiellales; Bathycoccaceae.
AUGGCGGUGUUGGAAGAAAUCCCCAACGCGUCGACGAACACCACCGGCACUCAUUUCGACCAGAUGACGACGGAAGCGUUGAAACGAGAGGUGGAACGAUUGGAACAAGAAUUGAAGCAACAAGAUCAGCAGGAGAAGUUAAACUCGAUGAAACAAAACGCGGUUCAGAAACGGUUCCAAGAGGCGAGAGAAUUAGCGAUGGAGGCGAAGUUUCGCCCGGCACGAUUGAGGACGGAGAUGAAAGACGAGGAGAUCGAGGAGAGAGGGAAAGGCGUGGUGUUUGGGGAGAUCGAUGCGACCGACGAGAAGAAUAUGGAAGAGCUGGAAAAGCAAGGCGUGGCGAUGGAAGACGUGGUAACUUUACCGCCACAGUGGCAACCGACGGAUAAACCGGCGCAGUAUAUUCCAGAGAACGAGUUGAAGUAUACCAACGGAGACGUGUAUAAAGGCGAAACCGUCGAUCAGAUUCGACACGGGAAAGGGAUACAUCAGUGUUCCAACGGCGACGUGUACGACGGGAACUGGUCGGAGGAUAAACGACACGGACUCGGGACGAUUACGUUUACGAGCGGGAUGACCUAUACCGGGGACUGGGUGGACGAUAAAACUUGUGGAUACGGGAAGUGCACGUAUGCCAACGGGGACGUGUUUGAAGGCGAGUGGAAGAACGAUCAUCGAUGGGGGUGGGGGAAGCACGAGUGGCGAUCGAGCACGGGCGAUAUCUACGAAGGCGAAUGGUUCGACGAUAUUCCCGAAGGUGAAGGGAUAAUGGUGCACAUGGAAGACGGCAAAGAACAAGCGACGUUCCAAGGCUCGUUUUUGAACGGGUUUAGGAAACACGGGACAUAUUCGACGAAAGAUGGGACGGUGGAGUACGUCGGCUCGUUCGCCGAAGGGGAUUUGCGACACGGGAAGGGGAUUUUCUUCGCGCGCGGGUAUUACAAGUACGACGGCGAUUGGAAGUUGGAUAAACGAGACGGGAAGGGAAAGUGCAGUUACGACAACGGAGCUGGGGAGUACGACGGGGGGUGGAAAGACGACAUGCGACACGGGAAAGGUAUCAUGUUUAUACCGAACGAGUACGAAUACGACGGCGCGUGGAAGGAGGAUCGCGAAGAAGGGAAAGGCACGGCAAAGUAUUUGAAAGCGAACGAGAAAUACGUCGGUGCGUUUAAAGAUGGCGCUCCGAGUGGCUAUGGGAAACGAUUAUAUAGCGACGGAAGUAUCUACGAAGGCGAAUUCGAAUACGGCGUGAGAUCUGGUCGCGGCGCGUUUACGAACAAAGAAGACGGGUCGAAAUACAGAGGUGAGUGGAAAGGCGAUAAGAAGAACGGGUACGGAGCGUGUCAAUUUAGCGACGGCACUGUUUUCAGAGGGGAGUGGAAAGACGAUUCAUGGGUGCAAUCGACCGCGUGCCCGAAGAAGACGAAAGUCUUCGGCAACGGCAUCGUGUCCGCCGUGGCGGGCGCCAACGCCACGUUCGGCAUCGAGGCGAGAGACGAACUGAACAACAAAAGGUUAUCCGGAGGAGACAUUUUUCGCGUGGUAUUGACGCUUAUAGAUGAUGAUGAUGAUGAUGGCGGUGGUGGUGAUAAUGACGGUAAUGAUCAAGUUGAGAAAGUAGUGGAAUACGGCGUGGUCACGGAUAACGAUGACGGGACGUAUUCGAUUAGUUACUCGUGCACCGUCGCCGGAACAUACGCGUGCGAUAUUACCAUCGGCGACGACGAACACGUCGCAAACUCACCGUACUCGAAUCUUAUUGUAGCUCCUGGACAAGCGCACGCGCGAAAGUGUAAGAUUCGCGGUGACGGUUUGAAAGUGGCGCAACGCUUCGAAGAGGCUUCGUUCAUCGUCGAGUGCCGAGAUUCGAACGAAAAUCUGUGUGCGUCGCCGUUAGAGAAUCAAGUGCGGAUUUUCGUACGCAUCACCGACGCCAGCGGAAACGAAAUUCAAUUAGUUAAGCCAAUAGGAGUGGAGGAUACCGGUCGUGGAAGUUACGAAGUUCGGUACACGCCGCAAAAAUCCGGAUUUUACGUCGUGAACGUUUUCGAGAAGAAAAACGGCUUGAACGCGCCUACAAUUUUGCUCGGGAAUUCUCCGUAUUCCAUGCGCGUGAAGGAUGCCGGUCAAUUAAGCGAAGCACCACCGACAGAAAAAUUACCAUCGACGACGACGACAACGACGACGAACGGUAGUAAAGAAACAGAAGAAGAAGAGUUUGCGAAAUUCGGCGCCGGUAACAUCGCGCCACCGCCGAGGGAUCUCGCGCGAGACUGGCUCGAUAUCGCUAGAUCCGAUUACAUCUCCGUCGAUAAGAACGAUUUCGGCUUCGAUUCCUCCUCUGAGGAAGAAGAAGAUGAAGACGAAAAGUUUGCGCGCGAGAAUCCGGACACGCCCGUCAUUACAAACUUGGAAGACGUGUACAAGGUGCCAAGACUGAACAAAAUGUUGGCGGAGAAACGCGCUCGAGAACAGGCGAAGAAAGUGGAAACGAUGAAGAAUCGUUUGGAAACGAAAGAAAAGGCGAGGCAGUUAAAAAUGUUAGCCGGAGGUGAGGAGGAUUCGAACGCGAAGACGACUUCGUUGGGUGGUUUGGACUAA